CUUCAAAGAGGCAGCUGCAGUGGAGAAUCAUGUUAAGCUCGGCUACUGCGGAGAGCCCAAGGUAGCCCAAUGAUGGAUUUUGAUGAGCGUGGUCCCUGCUCCUCUAACAUGUAUUUGCCAAGUUGUACUUACUACGUCUCGGGUCCAGAUUUCUCCAGCCUCCCUUCUUUUUUGCCCCAGACCCCGUCUUCGCGCCCAAUGACAUACUCCUACUCCUCCAACCUGCCCCAGGUCCAACCCGUGCGCGAAGUGACCUUCAGAGAGUACGCCAUUGAGCCCGCCACUAAAUGGCACCCCCGCGGCAAUCUGGCCCACUGCUACUCCGCGGAGGAGCUCGUGCACAGAGACUGUCUGCAGGCGCCCAGCGCGGCCGGCGUGCCUGGCGACGUGCUGGCCAAAAGCUCGGCCAACGUCUACCACCACCCCACCCCCGCCGUCUCGUCCAAUUUCUAUAGCACGGUGGGCAGGAACGGCGUUCUGCCACAGGCUUUCGACCAGUUUUUCGAGACGGCUUACGGCACCCCGGAAAACCUCGCUUCCUCCGACUACCCCGGGGACAAGAACGCCGAGAAGGGGCCCCAAGCAGCAUCUGCGACCUCCGCUGCGGCGGUGGCGGCGGCGGCCACGGGCGCGCCGGCAACUUCAAGUUCGGACGGCGGCGGCGGCGGCGGCGGCGGCUGUCAGGAGGCGGCGGCCGAGGAGAAGGAGCGACGGCGGCGACCCGAGAGCAGCAGCAGCCCCGAGUCGUCUUCCGGCCACACUGAGGACAAGGCCGGUGGCUCCGGUGGCCAACGCACCCGUAAAAAGCGCUGCCCUUAUACCAAAUACCAGAUCCGAGAGCUGGAGCGAGAGUUCUUCUUCAGCGUCUACAUCAACAAAGAGAAGCGUCUGCAACUGUCCCGCAUGCUCAACCUCACCGACCGUCAAGUCAAAAUCUGGUUUCAGAACAGAAGAAUGAAGGAAAAAAAGAUUAACAGAGACCGGUUACAGUACUACUCAGCCAAUCCACUUCUCUAAGGCUCCAGCCUACUGGAAUUGGGAGGGGGGCUUCAUACAUGUGAAAUAAUAUGCAGAUUUUGCCCUUGACAAGGUCAAGCCACAUUGCGACUUGGAAAAGGGGGGUGAUAUAGGAGAGAGGAGAGGUUUCCUUAUCAGAGAGUCGCCCAAUAGGAAGGGGGCCUGAAACUCUCUUGGUUCAGAUCUCCGUGAUUAACCUUCCUAAUAGUAAUUGAAUUCUAAGGGUUGUGAAUCAACAGAAUGAAUGGUUUGGGACCCCUGGUGGUUCACUCUUAGAGCCUGCAAAAGCUUUGGGCUGGGUGUGGUCACUGGGGAUUGGGCCCCCUGCCAAACCCUAAGGAGGCCACCCGCUCAAGACCCUCUGCACAGAGCCUGCCCACCCCCAGGUCUCCCAAGUCAAGAAACUGUGUGCCCCAAGCCUAGUUCAUCUUGGGGAUAGGAGCAAGAAGAAAGGGGAGGAUUCCUAGAGAUCCAGACUGGGGUUUCUUUCCAAAAGUAAUGUGAAAGACAGCUAACUAAAAGGUGGCUGUGAAAAGGGAGAGAGAGUGGGACGGGGGGGGGGGNGUCCUGGAGGAAGAAGAAACCUAUCCAGAUGUCAUUAAUAUCAUCCCACCACUGAUCUGCACCCAAACCUGAGCUCCUGGCAGCCACCUUCUGCAGCCUACCUGGGUUUUCUACCUCCCAAUGGUGGUGAUGGGUCUUCGUUCAUGCCCCAUCUCAGAGCUGACCAUUCCUAGGGGAGAAGACAUUGAAAACUCCAGAGGCUGUGCUGGUUCCCGACCCCUCAAUCUCUACAGGAAACGCCUGCGGAGGGCUACAUCUUGGCAAACUCCUCACCACAUUAAGGAAACUUGGAUUUGGUGUCUGUCAGGCAGCAGAGCAGCAGGCCUGGCCAGUGGGUCCUUGGCCUUUGGCUGUGAGGGGUGAAGUCCCCCACCACCACCACUCCCAAAUCCCUCAUUCCUACCCUGCACUCUGUGCUCAUCAACUCAGAACUGAGCUUGGAAGCUUCUGGCAAUCUUCUAAGAGCUGGAGAGUGAUUUGGAGUUAUUUUAAAAGAUAAAUAUUAUAUUAUAUAUAUAUAUUUCCCCGAAGGAACCAAAGCGAAUUUUAAGAAGCAAUGUAGAGGGGGGGCAGGGAUAAUAAAAAUAUUUAAAGGCUCUAUCUGUUUACAGUGUUCCAAGGUUAAACUCGCUCACUGCUAAAAUAUUUGAAUGUAUGCUUCAUACAGGGAUGGUGUUCAAAAGACUGUAAAUAAAGAAACCAUAAC
Messenger RNA from Mus caroli (Ryukyu mouse), 2287 nucleotides. It is a transcript of the gene Hoxa11, whose product is annotated as homeobox A11. Lineage: Eukaryota; Metazoa; Chordata; Mammalia; Rodentia; Muridae. Gene Ontology annotation, cellular component: nucleus. Gene Ontology annotation, biological process: anatomical structure development; regulation of transcription by RNA polymerase II. The record is from RefSeq and is a predicted model, not a curated record. Gene Ontology annotation, molecular function: DNA-binding transcription factor activity, RNA polymerase II-specific; RNA polymerase II cis-regulatory region sequence-specific DNA binding.